This is a messenger RNA of Chrysochloris asiatica (Cape golden mole), 1447 nucleotides long. It is a transcript of the gene GBA3, whose product is annotated as glucosidase, beta, acid 3. Lineage: Eukaryota; Metazoa; Chordata; Mammalia; Afrosoricida; Chrysochloridae. Bases 1 to 1407 code for a protein of 468 amino acids. Gene Ontology annotation, molecular function: hydrolase activity, hydrolyzing O-glycosyl compounds. The transcript is spliced from 5 exons. Gene Ontology annotation, biological process: carbohydrate metabolic process. The record is from RefSeq and is a predicted model, not a curated record.
AUGGCUUUUCCUGCAGGAUUUGGCUGGGGGGUGGCCACCUCAGCUUAUCAAGUAGAAGGAGGCUGGGAUGCAGAUGGAAAAGGCCCUUGUGUCUGGGACACAUUCACCCAUCAGGGAGGAGAGAGAGUUUUCAAGAACCAGACUGGUGAUGUAGCUUGUGGCAGCUACACUCUGUGGGAGGAAGAUCUGAAAUGUAUCAAACAGCUUGGAUUGACUCAUUACCACUUUUCUCUUUCCUGGUCACGUCUGUUACCUGAUGGGACGACAGGUUUCAUCAACCAGAAAGGCAUUGACUAUUACAACAAAAUCAUCGACGACUUGUUGUUCAACGGAGUUACUCCCAUAGUAACUCUUUACCACUUUGAUUUGCCUCAGGCUUUAGAAGAUCAAGGAGGUUGGCUGUCAGAAGAAAUCAUUGAAUCCUUUGACAAAUAUGCCCAGUUUUGCUUCAGUACCUUUGGAGAUCGCGUCAGACAGUGGAUCACCAUAAAUGAGCCCAACAUUUUUGCUCUGUUAGCAUAUGAGCUUGGUGUAUUUCCUCCAGGUGUGCCUCACUUAGGGACUGGGGGUUAUCAGGCAGCUCAUAAUCUGAUAAAGGCACAUGCCCGAUCCUGGCACAGCUAUGAUUCCUUAUUCCGAAAAGAGCAGAAGGGUGUGGUGUCAUUUUCAUUAUUUUCUCCGUGGGUGGAACCAGCAGAUCCUGACUCAGUGACUGAUCAGGAAGCUGCUCAAAGAGCCAUCGCCUUCUGCUUAGAUUUCUUUGCUAAACCCUUAUUUAUUGACGGUGAUUAUCCUGAAGUUGUCAAGUCCCAAGUUGCCUCCAUGAGUAAAAAACAAGGCUAUCCAUCAUCAAGGCUUCCAGAAUUUACAGAAGAAGAGAAGAGAAUGAUCAAAGGCACCGCUGAUUUCUUUGCUGUGCAGUAUUAUACGACUCGCUUAGUCAAGUACAAGGAGAACAAGACAGGAGAAUUGGGGGCUCUCCAGGAUGUGGAAAUUGAAAUUCUUCCAGAUCCAUCUUGGCAAUCUAUAGAUUGGGUCUGCGUGGUGCCAUGGGGGAUACGCAAAUUACUGAAAUAUAUUAUGGAUACGUAUAAUAAUCCUGUAAUUUACAUCACUGAGAAUGGGUUUCCCCAGGGUGACCCUGUGUCUCUUGAUGACACUCAGCGCUGGGAGUAUUUCAGACAGACGUUUCAGGAACUGUUCAAAGCUAUUCACGUUGAUAAAGUCAAUCUUAAACUCUACUGUAUAUGGGCACUUCUGGAUAACUUUGAGUGGACCCAGGGUUAUAGCCACCGGUUUGGUCUCUUCCAUGUUGACUUUGAAGAUCCAGCUAGACCUCGAACCCCUUACACGUCAGCCAAGGAGUAUGCCAAGAUCAUCCAAAACAAUGGCCUAGAAGAACCCUAGAAAAGUUGGCAGCGAAAAUACCACCUGGAGAAGAGGCUUC